Podarcis raffonei (Aeolian wall lizard) is the source of this 1075-nucleotide messenger RNA. RefSeq names its product C-type lectin domain family 1 member A-like. The transcript is spliced from 7 exons. NCBI's taxonomy places the organism in Eukaryota, Metazoa, Chordata, Lepidosauria, Squamata, Lacertidae. Bases 197 to 901 code for a protein of 234 amino acids. The record is from RefSeq and is a predicted model, not a curated record.
GUGUGAGGACCUGCUAAACUCAACCGAAAUAAAUAAAAUUAACAAAGAGUUGCUGAUAGAAACGAUGUACAGGGUCGGAGCCGUAGACGAAAGACGGCAGCCGGUUCCAGACCUCUGGCUUUAAAUCAGCCUUCCUCAACCAGGCUUCAAAGAGCCAGGGAGGUGCGGUCGCCGGAAGGCGCUCCCCGGAAGACCCAUGCUCAAGGUCGCCCGCUCGGCGCGCUCUUUCCGCUCUAACACUCCCGACAGGUCGCGGGUCACCAUCGCCAGCAGAAAACGCCUGGAGGAUGAAGAGGACACCAGUUACUGGCGCUCGGCCACCUUUGGCGUCCUGCUCACCUCUGCCAUUCUGGCCACGCUGGUGACACUUAUGUGCUUCCAAGUGGACAAGCUGUCGAAACAGGCCGAGAGUCACAAGGACGUGCUGGAGCUACAGAUCAUCAUCCUGACUGAAAUUCUGAGGCAGCUACAGAUCGGCAAAGCUAUCAACUGCAGUGUGUGCAAGAUGCAGUGGUUGCAGCACAAAGAUUCCUGCUACCUUUUCCGAGAAAGGAAGAUGGGCUGGCGUUCCAGCAUGGGCUUCUGCAGAGACGAGUUCUCCUCCCUGGCCGCCAUCCACAACGACACAGAACAGAUGAACUUUCUGAGGUUUGAAUCAAAGAAACAUUUCCGCCAGCACCGUGGCAAGAAUAAAUACUACAAAUUUUGGAUGGGCCUGACGUACGACGUCGUCACGAAGCAAUGGAAAUGGGCAGAUGGCUCUCUCUAUGACCCCAAAAUGCAUGGAAAGCUGCCUCCCAAGGGCUGCGCCUACCUCCAAAACGGAUUGCUUUUCUCCCAGGAGUGUGAGGAAUUGGCUUACGUCAUGUGUCAGACGGCGCUUCGGUUUGGCUGGAGUUGAGCAGCUGUGGAAGAGGAGAAGGAGGCGCAGAAGCAAGUGUGGGUAUGUGGUUGUGAUCCCAACAUGUCGUCGGAUCAGGACCCCCUCCUCUCCCCCAUCUCACGGCAGUGUUGUGGCCGUUUCCCUUCAGAAGUCCCCAGAACGUUAAAGUAAAUAAAUUUUCAUUUCUCAGAA